AUGUCGAGAAGUAGAAAAUUAACCGCUGCAGAAGCAAAGCUGAAGAAAAAAGAGUAUGACAGAAAGCGAAGGGAAAAAUUGAAAAAUUGUCCUGAAGGUUUGGAGAAACUUAGAGAGAAAGAAAGACUCAAGUAUUUAAAGAAGAAGGAAAAAGGUCAGGUCAAGUCUGUAAGUGCUAUGAGUUCAAGAGAAAGAAGGCGGAAACAGAAACAAUGGCGAUUAAACAGUUUAAAAUACAGGGUGAAGAAUCAAAAAGUGCGUAAAAAUUUAGAAAGAUUGAUGAAUGAGACACCACCUGCCAGCCCGGUUUCACCAGCAAGACCUAGUUCACGAAUAAAUGCUGUUAAAACCGAAACUGUUGCUUUACGACGAAGGCGACAACUAAGAAAUCGACGCGCAAUAUUAUAUGGAAGAAUAGCAAAGUUAGAAAAAAAAUUAAAAGAAGAGGCUAGGAAGAGCGAAAAAUAUAGAAAAAAGUACACGCGGUUAAAUGACCGAAUAAACAGAUCUUCACCUGAGGCAAAGUGGUCUUUACAUGUCACUUGUGAUCUCGCUGGCAACCUUGCUCGUGAUCUUGCUCGUGAUCUCGCUCGCGGUCGUGCCCGUGAUCGUGCUCGUGAUCUUGCUCGCAGUCAUGCUCGUGAUCUCGCUGGCAGUCGUGCACGUAAUCUUUCCCGUGAUCUCGCUGGCAAUCUUGCUCGUGAUCUUGCUCAUGAUCGCACUCGUGAUCUCGCUCACGGUCUUGCUCUUGAUCUUGCUCGUGGUUUGGCUCGCGAUCAUAUAUAA
Molecule: messenger RNA, 786 nt
Organism: Microplitis mediator
Lineage: Eukaryota; Metazoa; Arthropoda; Insecta; Hymenoptera; Braconidae
Product: testis-specific H1 histone-like
Exons: 2
Coding region: 1-786 (261 amino acids)
Source: RefSeq, a predicted model, not a curated record